GAAAUUAUUACUAUUAUUCAAGGUGAAAUUUGGGCCGGCGUUGAUAUCCAUAAGGAAGAGGUCGGUGACAAUCUUGCUGCCUGUAUCUGGGAGCCAAGCGUAGUGAAAAAAAACGCCAUUAUCGCCGCCACAGAAGCUGUGUGUCUUGUGCUGUCGAUAGACCAAACUGUGAAGAAUGUGCGAACACCAUCAGGAGGACAGAUGCCAGGGUUGCCGGGAGGAAUGUAA
This is a messenger RNA of Cooperia oncophora, 228 nucleotides long. NCBI's taxonomy places the organism in Eukaryota, Metazoa, Nematoda, Chromadorea, Rhabditida, Trichostrongylidae. The record is from the annotation of a GenBank genome assembly.